AUGUCCUCCACGUCCCCCGCCUGCCCUGCGUCGCCCGAUCCAUCCACGCAGCGUGAUCGCGCUCGCGCGCGGGGGGCGGAGAUCCCUCGCGGCCCCGAUCUUCCCUACCCACUCCCUGGACGACCCUCUCGCCCUCCCCGCCACAUCCGCGUUGCCCUCGCCCUUUUCCGCCUCACUCUCCUCGCGUCCUCCGCCCUGGCGUUGUCCACCCCCCGCAUCUCCCGCGUCCUCCUCGCCUCCCACAUCUUCCGCACACCGCCCUCCCGCUCACGCCCUUGCGCCUUCACGUCCUCGCCCGCGUCGCCCACCACGCCCUCCCGCGUUCUCAACUUGCCACCGUGGCCCACCGCGCGCUUUGCCGAGUCGCCCGCAUCGCUCACAUCGCCCACCACCUCGCCCGCGCAAUGCCCCCGCGUCGCCCUCGUCCGCGUCAAUCUCAUCCGCGUCGGCUCCGUCUCGCCCGUCACGCCCACGUCCGCGUCCCUCACGUCGUCCCCCCAUCUCGCCCUCGACCGUGUCGCCCGUGUCGCCCGCCUACCCCACGUCGCCCUCGCCCACAUCGCCCGCACCACCUGCCGCGACCUCGCCCGCAAAGCCCUCGUCCGGCGAACCCACUCGCGCCACUCCCCACAACGCCCAAGUCUUGUCCCUGCGUCAUCCUCGUCCUCGCGCCCACUUCAACCACCUUGGCUCACCUCGCCUGCCUUGCCCCUGUCGCCCGAUUCUCCGUCCACGCUCAUCUGA
Molecule: messenger RNA, 744 nt
Organism: Epithele typhae
Lineage: Eukaryota; Fungi; Basidiomycota; Agaricomycetes; Polyporales; Epitheliaceae
Exons: 2
Coding region: 1-744 (247 amino acids)
Source: RefSeq, a predicted model, not a curated record